Molecule: messenger RNA, 2214 nt
Organism: Tremella mesenterica DSM 1558
Lineage: Eukaryota; Fungi; Basidiomycota; Tremellomycetes; Tremellales; Tremellaceae
Exons: 7
Coding region: 1-2214 (737 amino acids)
Biological process (GO): ribosome biogenesis
Cellular component (GO): nucleus
Molecular function (GO): ATP hydrolysis activity; ATP binding; RNA binding
Source: RefSeq, a predicted model, not a curated record
AUGUCUAUCUUCCCUAUAGAUCUUAACAAACAAGCCAUAGCUGGUUGGCAAACCUCCUCAUCAUCUCCACGACCAGAAGGUGUCAAACAUCCUCCCUCUAUCAACGGAAAUGAAGCUUCAACCUCAACCUCAAAUUCGAACCCAACUUCCACACCAGUACCUACAGAAAAACCCCGGAGUGUUAAACGUCUUCGACCCAAUCCAGUCAAUCUAGCAGAAAAAUAUCGUCCUCCAGAUCUACGUCUGUCAAUGUUGGGAGGGUUAGACACUCAAAUCACUCAAUUACUCGAGAUUGUAGCUUUACCUUUACAACAUCCAGAGAUAUACGCUCAUACCGGUGUUUCAAGACCACGAGGAGUUUUAUUACAUGGUGUUCCAGGAGGAGGUAAAACACAAUUAGUCAAAUGUCUAGCAGGUGAAUUGGGAUUACCUUUCAUAUCCGUUUCAGCACCUUCGAUAGUUUCUGGUAUGUCUGGAGAAUCUGAGAAAACUUUGAGAGAUACUUUUGAUGAAGCUAAGAAAUUGGCACCGUGUUUGUUGUUUUUGGAUGAGGUUGAUGCUAUUACACCUAAGAGAGAGACUGCACAGAGGGAGAUGGAGAGGAGGAUAGUGGCUCAAUUGUUGACUUGUAUGGAUGACAUGGCAAGUUCAGAAGAACCCGUAGUCAUCAUAGGAGCAACCAACCGACCUGACUCUUUGGACACUGCCCUUCGCCGAGCAGGGAGAUUUGAUCAUGAGAUCGAAAUGGGUGUUCCUGGUGUAGAAGCUCGAGAACAAAUUCUUAAAGUGCUUUGCACCCCUCUAAAACUCACAGGUGAUGUAGAUUUUCGAUGGUUGGCAAAAGCCACACCAGGGUAUGUCGGUGCCGAUCUUACCUCUUUGGUAACUGAAGCAGGGGUCAUCGCCGUCAAACGUAUUUUUGAAGAUCUAUCUUCCCAACCUCUCUCCACCAGUACCCCCUUCACACGACCACCUUCUACCGAUAUCGAUGACCAAUCGUUUGCCAUUUCCAAUGGUGAUAUCGACAUAGACCCACCUAUACAAUCAUUACGAAAUGUCGAGAUAUCUUCCGAUGGUCCACUCUCAUCAUUAUCCCUUCAACUUCGUCAAACUCCAAUCGCUCGAUUUCUGCUCACUCAUCCUUACCCACUACCUCCUGAGAGCCUCGAUGUCCUCUCCAUCCACGCCGAUGAUUUUGUCCAAGCAUUAAAGAUUGUCCAACCUUCAGCUAAACGUGAAGGAUUCGCAACUAUCCCUGAUGUGAGUUGGUCGGAUAUCGGUGCAUUGGGAGAAGUCAGGGACGAAUUACAUAUGGCUAUUGUGCAACCUAUCAGAAGACCGGAACUUUUCGCUGUAGUGGGUAUUGAGGCACCCUCUGGGGUAUUACUUUGGGGUCCACCGGGAUGCGGGAAAACUUUAUUGGCGAAGGCUGUAGCGAAUGAGUCAAGAGCGAAUUUCAUCAGUGUCAAAGGUCCAGAAUUGUUGAAUAAGUAUGUUGGUGAGAGUGAGAGAGCGGUUAGACAAGUAUUCGCAAGAGCAAGAGCUAGUUCACCCUGUGUCAUCUUUUUUGACGAAUUGGACGCUUUAGUACCACGUCGUGAUGAAUCAAUGUCCGAAUCAUCAGCUCGAGUAGUCAACACCCUCCUCACCGAACUCGAUGGACUCAAUUCGCGCAAAUCAGUCUAUGUGAUAGGAGCUACCAAUCGACCCGAUAUGAUCGAUCCAGCUAUGGUCCGUCCAGGUCGUCUUGAUAAACUACUCUAUGUUGAUCUUCCAACACCUUCCGAACGUGUGGAAAUCUUGAAAACUCAUACCAAACGUACUCCUAUACCGGAUUCCGCCUGGUCAGAAAUCGAGGUUUUAGUCACUGGAGAUCAAUGUGAUGGAUAUUCAGGAGCUGAUUUAGCCGCUUUAGUAAGAGAAGCAGCUACUUUAGCUUUAAGAAAAGCGUUGGAAAGUAUGGGAGCAUUCGAAACUGAUUUAGAUGUGGGUGGAAGUGGUAAUCAAUUUGGAGAUGUUGGAGAAGGAAGAGGAACGAAUGGAGUGAGAGUUGGUAUUGAAGAAUUCAAACGGGCUGCUGAAAAGACUAAACCUAGUGUUUCGAGAGAACAGAGAUUGAGAUAUGAGAGGAUGAGAGAUAAAUAUGCUGGUGUACCUACUAAGGGUAGAAGAAGGGAAGAGAAUGGUUUAGGGGAUGUCAAUAUGAGUAUAUGA